UGUAAGUGUAUAUAUAUGUAUAUAUACAUAUAAUAAAUAUAUAAUCAAUAAAGUAUAUAUCUUUAAAAAAGGAUAAAAAUUACUGAUUGUAAUAGAAUGGAUUUAUAUUACCGACGUUGUAAUAAGUCCAGCACUGCCGAUAAUUCAGUUUUGUGAAUACGAAAUUUUAUAAAGAUAAAUAUUAUAUAUUAGACAUUAUUAUAUAUAGUUUUUUAUCCAUAAAUGGAUUAUAAAUUUGUUUAUACGAUAAAUUUGAAACAUCUCUGGCAGUAACUUGUGAGGAAUAUAAGCUGUACUUUUUUCAAGAUACCUUUAAUUCACAUAGAAAGGAAGAUGAAUUGAAGUAUGUCUACUAUGAUAUUUGGCAUUGGUACAGGAUUAUUCUUGAUUCUAACUUUGUGGGCUAUUGCAAUAUUAAUUUUUUUAAUAUCUUUACGAAUAGAGAAGAAAAUUGGUUUGGUUGUUAUAGUUAUAAUAGGUCUUCUCACGAUAAUUUUGUUCAGUAUUCCUAGAGCUUCUGAAAAGCCUAAUGUCAAUGAAAAAAAGAUUGCAACUUUGAUACAAUCUGUCCAGUGAAUUGUCCAACUACUAAAAUAAUAAAUAUAGUAUAGUAAUUAUAAACAGAUCAGGUUUUUUAUGUUCAAUAAAAUAAUUAACAAAAAUUUAUAAUGAUACGAAGUAUUAACAAGUCAUUUCCAAUGUGGAUACGUCGUAUCUCACUAUCUCAUCAAAAAAAAAAAGUAUAUGAGAUAAACAGUAACAUUGAAUUUAAUAAUAAGGUAAUGAAUGGUAAAAGGACAGUUGUUGUCAAUUUUCAUGCAGAUUGGUGUGAUCCAUGUACAGUAUUAACACCUAAAUUAAUAGAACUUAUUGAACCUAUAGAGACAUUAGAUCUUGCUAUUAUCAAUCUAGAAUCCAAUCCAGAUUUAGCUGAUGUAUUUAGUGUAAAAGCAGUACCUGCUGUAUUUGCAAUGUCAAAUGGAUUAGUUUUAGAAAAAUUUAUUGGCUUGCAAGAUGUUGGAAUGAUAGAAAAGUUUGUAGAAAAGCUAACUGCUCAAGAUGCAACAAAUUCAAAUAUUGAAAGUAAUUCUGUAAAUUUGAAAAUGGACAAUUCUGUAAAUCCUAAAGGUAGUGAUGUGAAAUCAUAAAAGCAUAUUUAUAAUGUUGUAUAUCUGUAAAUGUAGUCACAUUUAUAAAAAUAUGUAAAUGUAUAUAUAUUAGGUCAUUAUCUAUGAAAUGUUUGGUUUUAUAAUAUGAAUGUAAUAUGAAAAAUCGGACAUUUCAUAUUUAAUAAUCUAACAUAUAUUUCUUUUUCAUUAUUAUAUUUAUGCAAUAAUUGUGGCAAUUAAAAAUCUAUUUGAUGCUAUUAUUUGUAAUUAUAUAAAUAUCAAAUCAUAAUAGAACAUGUAAAGUUAGCAAAAAUAUUAAGAUAUUUCACAAGAGCGUGGAUAAUCAUUAUAUGUCUUUGUAUUCUUCUACUGAAAAUAGCUUUCUAUGCAAUAUAGUGAUAUUAAAUUGUUCUUAUAAUGAACAUGUAUUAAGAAUACUAGGCAUUAAUUUCAGGAAACUGUGGACCAUGUGAUUAUCCUCCUUUUAUAUAAAUAUAUAUAAAAAACUGUAUUACUAAAAUAUAAUACUACUAGUACAUAACUAUCUUGACUAAACUAUAGUGAUUAUACCUACAAUGCUCUCUUGUAAAGGAAAAAAAAUUAUUUAAACUCAACUUAAAAUUUACUUUAUAAAACGUAAAUAAUAUAAUAACUAUGUAUAUCUCAACAAAAUAAACUAUCAUAGAACUGAGA
Molecule: messenger RNA, 1802 nt
Organism: Vespula pensylvanica (western yellowjacket)
Lineage: Eukaryota; Metazoa; Arthropoda; Insecta; Hymenoptera; Vespidae
Product: thioredoxin, mitochondrial
Exons: 4
Coding region: 669-1148 (159 amino acids)
Cellular component (GO): cytoplasm
Molecular function (GO): oxidoreductase activity, acting on a sulfur group of donors, disulfide as acceptor
Source: RefSeq, a predicted model, not a curated record